Messenger RNA from Monodelphis domestica (gray short-tailed opossum), 12093 nucleotides. Lineage: Eukaryota; Metazoa; Chordata; Mammalia; Didelphimorphia; Didelphidae. The record is from RefSeq and is a predicted model, not a curated record.
CUUCAUUUCCGGGGCGGGGCUGGCGCGGUGUGUGUGUGUCUCCGUCUCUCUCCCGCCCCCUCCCGCCUUACCCCCUACCCCCCUACCCGGGCCGGGCCCCGAGCAGCAGCAGCGGCGGUGGAGGCGGCACCGGCAGGAUGAGCGGAUCACAGAGCAAUGAUACCAAAAGACAGUUUCUACUAGGACGGCUGUUGGAUGCUGUUAAACAGUGCCAGAUCCGCUUUGGAGGAAGAAAGGAAAUAGCAUCAGAUUCCGAUAGCAGAGUUACUUGUCUGUGUGCCCAGUUUGAAUCUGUGUUACAGCAUGGCUUGAAGAGGAGUCGUGGAUUAGCAUUAACGGCGGCAGCAAUCAAACAGGCAGCAGGAUUCUCUAGCAAGACAGAGACAGAACCUGUAUUUUGGUACUAUGUGAAGGAAGUCCUGAAUAAGCAUGAACUGCAGCGCUUCUACUCCUUGAGAAACAUCAGCACAGAUGUGGGAAGAGGGCGAGCUUGGCUGCGCUGUGCCCUCAACGAACACUCCUUGGAGCGCUACAUUCACAUGCUGUUGGCAGACAAAAUUAGACUGAGCAUUUUCUAUGAAGAUUGGGCCUUUGUGAUGGAUGAAGAACGGUCCAGCAUGCUCCCUACCAUGGCAGCUGGUUUGAAUUCUAUACUCUUUGCUAUCAACAUAGACAACAAGGACUUGAACGGGCAGAGUAAGUAUACUGUCUCUGACCUCUUAAAGGAGUCUACUCAAAAUGUGACCUCCUUGCUGAAGGUAUCCACCCAAGGCAUUCUUCGAGAGAUCACAGCAUCUCCUGCUGUCUCCAUUCUAAUCAAACCAGACCAGGAAUCUGACCCUCUACCAGUUGUAGCCAGGAAUGUCAAUGCUGAUGCAAAAUGUAAAAAGGAUAGGAAAAAGAAAAAGAAGGUGACUAAUAUAAUUUCAUUUGAUGAUGAGGAAGAUGAACAAAACUCUGGGGACAUUUUUAAGAAGACAGGUGGAACAGGAGAAAGCUCAGAGGAGAAUUCAGAUCGAUCAUCAGUUAAUAUCAUAUCUACUUUUGAAAGUCCCUUUGGGCAAAAUUCUAAUGGAAGCCAGAGUAGCAACUCUUGGAAAAAUGAUUCUAUGUCUUUUAAUGGAGAAUAUGGAUACCAGAAGCUGGAUGUGAAGAGUAUUGAUGAUGAAGAUAUUGAUGAAAAUGAAGAUGAAGUUUAUGGAAAGUCAGUUGGUCAAAAAAACAUAGAAGAUCACAAAGAGGUUUCUGAGAAGCCCCUGGAUGGCAACACCUGUCUUUCACAAAUGCACAGCUGGGCUCCCCUGCAGGUGCUUCAUGGUGAUUCUGAUGUCCUGUUUCCUCUCAGUGGAGUAGGAUCUUAUGCCCCAGCAGAUGCCACCUUAAAUAACCUGGAGAAUGGCAGUGGACCCCAGAGCAGCAUUCUCACUGGUCCUGAACUUCAAUACAGUGUGGAAGCCAGUCCUCCAGUCCAAGGGAGCCCUUUAAGCAGCCUCUUGCCUUCCACACCUGUGCCAGAAUCAAUGACAAUUAGAGACUGGGGCUUCCUUGGAGAGUUGAAAGAAGACAGGCUAAAUCUUCAGUGUGAGACAAAUGAACUGCGUCAAGCCAUUGUGGCUAUGAUGAAUAGAAAGGAUGAACUGGAAGAAGAAAACAGAUCAUUGCGGAACCUGCUUGAUGGAGAGAUGGAACAUUCUGCAGUGCUCAGGCAAGAAAUUGACAACUUGAAACGAAAAGUAUCAGAACAGGAGGAACGACAUGUAGCAAAGAUCCAGGCAUUGGCAAGAGAAAAUGAAGUGCUGAAAGUACAGCUCAAGAAAUACGUAGGAGCUGUCCAGAUGCUGAAAAGAGAAGGACAAACAGCUGAAGUUGUGCCAAACCUUUGGAACAUUGAUGGAGAGGUUACGGUCCCUGAGCAAAAGCCUGUUGAAGUCAGUGAGGAACUAGCAAGCUCCUAUGAAAGAAAGCUCAUAGAGGUGGCAGAAAUGCAUGGAGAACUUAUAGAAUUCAAUGAGCGACUGCACAGGGCUCUGAUUGCUAAGGAAGCUCUUGUAUCCCAGAUGAGACAGGAACUCAUAGAUCUUCGAGGACCUGUGCCUGGAGAUUUAAGUCAAACAUCUGAAGACCAAAGUUUGUCAGAUUUUGAAAUAUCAAAUCGAGCUUUGAUAAAUGUCUGGAUUCCUUCCGUUUUUCUUCGGGGAAAGGCUGCCAAUGCAUUCCAUGUAUAUCAGGUCUAUAUCAGGAUAAAGGAUGACGAAUGGAAUGUAUAUAGAAGAUAUACAGAAUUCAGGAGUUUGCAUCACAAGUUACAGAACAAAUAUCCUCAAGUGAGGGCCUAUAGUUUCCCACCUAAAAAGGCCAUUGGAAAUAAGGAUGCAAAGUUUGUAGAGGAGAGAAGAAAGCAACUACAGAAUUACUUAAGAAAUGUUAUGAACAAAAUAAUCCAAGCGGUUCCAGAGUUUGCAGCCAGUCCCAAAAAAGAGACUCUUAUACAAUUGAUGCCAUUUUUCAUUGACAUUACGCCUCCUGGAGAACCAUUAAGCAAAAACAGUCGUACAAGAGUGGCUUCUCGCUUCCCCAAGUUAUCCCGGAAUCAUCCGAGAGAGCCCCGCAAUGUGGAACCGCAGAGUGGUGACCUCUGAGCCAUUGUGGACCCCCAGAUGCUGGUGCUGUGUACUUUCCAAACUGGCCCAGUGCUUCUGACCUGUCUAUAGACCGCUGGCUCCUUAAGCCUCAGAGGAAGAAUCGGUCAUGGUACAUUAACCCUGGAAAAAGGACACCAUCCACACCAUGGUUUCCCACUCUGAUUAAACAGGUCACCCAGAAGGCAGCCCAUGCUCAUUGUCCUAAAGAAAAAGACUCCUCACCUGGAGAUGCAGCCGCAUGGUAACCAAUUUCCCCUCGGCUGCUGCCUCUUUGCAUUCAAAUUUUCCCAGCUGUGUCUUAAGGCAGCCUAAGAUUCACUGCCCUUGGCCUCUUGCAGGAAGACACCUGCUGCAGCCAGUAAGAGGCACAAGGAGCACCGGGUCAAGAGACCAGAUGUCUUUGUUUUUGAGAGGCACAUCUGAGAUUUUUCACUUCAUCAGAAAGUUAUGAUUGAAAACAACCUCUGACUUUUUUUCCUUUGGAGGGAAAUAGGACAACUGUUAUUUUGUUUCUUCUAUAUAAUUGUCUGCUACUACCCACUGGCUCCUCACUAUCAUUUGGGGGCUUUCUGUAUGUUAAAAAUACACCAAGCACUAUAGUACAGGUGACCCAAAUAACUAUCUCCAGGCAUCUCUUUCCUAGUGAUUGAUUCCCUGUGACUCUUUUGGGGAAGAGCCUAGUUAAGUGCAAGAUUUUGGUGACUUUUUAUUUUUAAAGCAACUCCUUUGUUUUUGCCAUAGGAAGGGGAACAUCCCUAAAUAUAGCUCUUUUCCCAAAUAAGACUGAACAGUUUAAUAAGAUAGUUAAUACCAAGGUAAUCCAGCCUUGAAUGGAAUUCUGAGCCUUUUGUUGGGUCCCAUGACAGGUUGUCAACCUGACUGUUACAGAAAUUAUCUACAGCAUUGAAACUGGAGGCUGUUUGGGCAUUCUUAUGUUAUACAACAUAUGCAAUGGGUUGGAAGAGGCAAAAAAGACCCACUAGUCAUUGACCAUUGUAGAAAAAGAAUGUCUUGUGCCUUAGGAGUAACCAAGAGGCUGAAAAAAUUAGAGGUUGAGUUCCUAGGCUUUUCCGAUGAGUUUUGACCUAAAUAUUUUUGGCCCUCACUAUUCAUUCAUCUUCACCCCCCAAAAAAAUCAUGCUUUCUCCCUCGUUUCCUAAAUGUAGUUUUUAUGAUAGACUUUCCCUUCCCUUAUUUUCAUUUGGAGACACUCCUUGUUCCCAAUCGUUUGUACAUUAAGUUAAAUAUCAGAUGAGGAAGAGGGGUCAUUAACUCCAAAGUGAUAUCAGCAACUGGAACUUGAGAGGAAAGAUAAGAAUUUCACAUGACCUCUAGUUAGGAAAAAGAACCCAAAACAAGGAAAUGUUGCCUCCAUCAACCAAGGACACUGAAGAAGGAAAUCUAACCUCCAUCAAACAUAACUUAAUGUCAUGGUGCUCUAAACUUAUAUGAUAUGGCCUCAUAAUACUCUGAGAAAGUGAAUGUGAUGCCAAAAUACCCAAAGAGCAAGUCAGCACAUCUGAACAAAAUCAUGAGAUGAUACUCCCACUGUCCUCUGUAGCCACUGAGAUAAUUUUUAAGCUAAAAGUUUCAAAAAUUAGAGUUGACCCAGGACAACGGAAAGGGAUGGAAAAAAGAUUGUAUGAAGAAACAUAAAAGGGUUUGGGGUUCUGGGACAGAAAAAGCCAACAGGAAAUGUAAUAAUCACGUAGAAAUAUGUGGAUGGUCAUUAUUAAAAGACUAACUGCACUCAGGCUAUAGCCAAUUUGAACCUUAGUCAGUCAGUUAGUCAAUAAACUUUUAUUAGGUGCCUAGUAUGUGCCAGGAGGCAAGUUUUAGGAGAAACUUCUCCUGUUCAAAGAGACUCUUUUUUUGUAUCACAAAUAGAUAGUUCUCAUGGGGCAUAUUGAGCCUUUUUCCUUCAAAACUUUGAAAAAAUAGUCAUGAUCAUUUUAUUGUUACCCAAGAUGGAGGCAGAGACAAAGUGAACAGUUAUAAGCAAAGUGGAGAGCGUGCCCUUCCCAGAGUCAUGAAGACUCCCCUUUCUGAGUUCAAAUAUGGCUUCUUCAGGCACUUACUAACUGUGUGACUCUUGCCAAGUCACUUAACCCAUUUUCUUUCAGUUUCCUCAUCUAUAAAAUGAGUUGGAGAAGGAAAUGGCAAACCACUCCAGUAUCUGCCAAGAAAACCCCAAAUGGAGUCACAAAGAGUCAGAUGUGACUGAAACAACUGAAUAAGAACAAAAGUUAGAAGAACCCUCCAUUUAAGUGAUUCACAUAGGGAUGAAUUAAUGCAUAGAGAAGAAAUUAAAGCUUAGAUUUAAUUAAUUGCUCAAAAACCAUAUACCAGUAGUUUAUCUUAUUGCCAGCUUUCUGGAAUUUUAGAACCUGUAAAGAAUAGACAGAAAGACAGAGAAUAAGAGAGGAGAGGAAUGUGAAGAAGAGGUAGGUAGGUUGUGGGGGAGACAGAGACCUAUCCUCAAAACAAAUUUUGUCUCAGUUUCCCACCAUCUUAUCUUCCCAGGAAAUAUCUUUAGUACAUCAUAACAGGAAAGUCCCAGGGGCCAUUCAUUGGGAACACCAGGAGUCUCUGAAAUACCAGUUAUAAGAAUAUUUUGUCCCUAGUGCUCUAUGGAAGAUUGCUUUGAACACCUAGCUUUGAAUAUAUCCAAAAGUUAAAUAAACAGGGAAAAUUUAAAACCAAAAUGAUCCUAUAUCUCUAUGCCUUGUUUUUUGUUUACUAUAUAUUGUGUAUAUUGAAGAUUUUUCUCAGUUAAAAAAUUGAUAGCUAUGUUCAGGAACUCUACUUGGAAGUGAUUAAGAAUCAACAUCUCAGAAAAGUCCAGGUGUCAAUAGGAAGGAUUGAAUAUCUGUCUACAACUCUCAUAUCUAAUAUUACCUCUAGUAGCAAAAAUACAUAUAGAAUCCCAAGACUGACAAGGCUUCUUUUUUUCUUGUUUUUGGUGGAGUGAUGACUUAAAACUUGUUUACAGUAUGAGUCUGUGUUCAUCUUCUCCAAACAUCACACCAUAAUUCUCCCCCACUAAGAAAAAUCUGCCCAUCAUCAAGGAGUACAAGGAGCCAAGACAGGCAAAUGCUAAAACAGGGAAAGAAUUACGCAUAUUGCCUAUAUUUUUAAAAUCAGUGUUCUUUUUUAGCUUCACUAUUCACUGGGUGAUUUUUUUUCCUGCUCUUCCCAUAUUUAGAUUUUUUAAAAAAUCAUUCACUUGAUGACCUAGAGGAAAACAUUAGGGUUCCAGAUUGCAUUUGCUCUGCCUUUUUAGCAUCCAACUCCCUGUUUUCAAGAUCACGUAGAAAUCCUGAAAUCUUUAGUGUACAGACCGUCCUCUGCUAAUUUUAGCUCAAAGACACAUGUGACACAAAAAUUACAUCAAAUACAGACAGCCUUAACUUUGGAAUCCUGUAUUGUGCACUGCAAUUAUCAAUCCACUUAACACUUUGGAUUUUUCUCAUCCUUUGCCUCAAAUGAAGUUGGGUGAAUUAUAAGAAAAUGGGAAAAAAUCUACCUCAGAAGGAACAGAAUCAAUAUUUAGAGCAGUAGAGCAAAAACAUAAGUUUAUGCACACUGGUCACAGAUCAUAAAAAUGCUAAUGGUACUCUAGAACCUAAGGUCAUAAGACUCUGUGUCCUUCACUCCCCAAAGCACAGCCCCAACAUUAAAGGCAAUAGAUUCAUUCUUCCCCAUGCUAUCUUUCUCUGAUGCUGUGUGCUAUGUUGCGAGUAGCUGUUAAUCAUGGUUGCUUGUUUCCUCAAAAACAAAAAAAGACAUGUUUUAUGUGAAGUCCUGAUGGUAUAAGUAAGGUUCAGGAAAAUGUUGGCUAGUUCUGGAAAAGACAAUUAAUAGAUAGUCAUAUCUCUUCUACUGAACAGAUGGAUAAAACUACUCUGAGAAACUUUUGAUUCUGGUCUUGCUAGGGUCUAUAGAAUAUACAGGUCAAUUAGAGGGAUAUCUCUUAUAGAAUAAACAUCCCAGUGAUGAGAGAAGGAACGAAAAGGAAUUCCAGUUAAUUGAAAAUAAAAUAAAAAAUAAAAAGCCUUUUUUCCCUAAAACCCUCAAAGGCAGCUGUCUUUACACUUCUUUGUUCAAGGACAGUAGGGAUGAAAAAUUAAUUGUUUAAGGAUUGUUAUAGGCAGCAUUAGCCAAGCAACAAGUUGGACUUGUAAGAAUAAAUUCCCUGUUGAAAAAAGAUGUUGUCCCUAUAAUUUAAGUCAGAGAAAAUUUUGAAAAGAAAAGAUUGAGAGCAUUUCCUUGGUUUUGUCUACCUUGGGCUCAAUAGAAACCGUAGACUUUCCAAGGUUGGCCCUCUAACACAUUAAUACAUUAAUCCUUAAUUCAAAGAAAUUCAAGGCUUUAUGCAAAGAAUAUCAACACUUUUGAAUAGCAUAUUUUGUUCAUUAUCCAUAAGGAAAAUGAUUUAUCUGUUGUCUGAUUGAGCAAAAGCAAUCCAGGGCUAUGAUUAGGGUCAAUUAUUGUCAGUCUUACUGGGUUUUCACUUUGUUGAACAAGAUAAAAUACAGCAUAACUGAAAUUAUGUGGCUGAAAUUGUUGAUACUAUUUUCACCAAAACUAGUUGCCAUCUACAGGAAGAUCAUGCUACUUGUCAUUGCCAGGCACAUAUAUUCUGCAUCAAUAUAAAGCAAGUCUAUCCUUUAGGGAAGCACACACACACAUACACACAGAGCACAGCACACACCAAAUAAUAGCACCAAUUUUGUCCUCAGUAAGAUAAUAGACUGGUAAAGAGGCUUACCUAGACAAGACUAUUAAGUCUCAUGUUGUUAGAUGGGUUGAUAACUAGACCAGUCCAAUUUAGGUUCUUGUUUACAAAAGGAUUGUCAGAACAUGUUGUAAACAAAUGAUACAGUCUUGUACUAUCUAAUUCAAGACAUAAAUCAUGGAGAUUGAAUUAAUAUUGGCAAGUAUUUAGAGACAAGGCACAAUUACAUCAUUCCAUGGACUGCAACUUUAUUAAAAUAAGUUCUUAUCCUUGACCAAUUGAAGAAUUAGAAUAAAUUUUACAGGGAGUUUUUUAGAAAGGUGUGUGUGUGUUGUAACGUAAUUUCACGUGGUUUAUACAGGUCAAAUUUGUAAAUAAGCUAUUAACUAUGAUUCAGAAGGAGCCACAGUUAGUUACUAGGUCUUGGGACGACUGUGAGUACUAUGGAUGUUGAUGAAUGUUCACCAGCAAAAUUGAAUGAAACAAAAAUGCCUUCUUGAAAUGUCCCAUUUCAUUAUACCGAAGGCCAUGUUCCAAGCAAAAUGAAGGCCUGAGAUUAUUCAUAUUAACUGGUUUGGUUCUUCUCCUCUUUUAGGUAGAAUCUGUCUGUCCAUAGAGAGCUGAGAAUUCAAUUGUACUACUUUUGAGGUAUCAAAGGGGUGAAGCACUCUUUGUCCUUGCUAGCGCUGAAGCCUUGUCACUAAGGCAGUAGACGAGAGGUAAGAGUUGGGCUCGUCUCAACUAGCCAGUCCCAUGCCUAUCUUCAGUCUCAAGCUUCAUAUGCGGCUCAGCCAACAUGACUUGUUAUGUUCUUUUCCCUUUGAGCCCUCCUCCCCCAACUAUAGAUGAUACACAUUUCAGGGUGUUUUUUUUAAGGGAUAAAGAAAUUCUUCAUAUAAAUCAUACCCAUCCAUGCAGGGUAGUAAGUUUCCCAGACUCCUUUGCUUGAUUUCUCACUAACCAACAAUUUUUGGUGAAUUUUCCCAGUUUUUCAGGCAUGACCUUCAGCAUACAAGUGCAACUCCCUUUUAAAAAAAUCUUUUUAAAAGUUAUAGUAAACUUGUAGCUGAUAAGGUGGAGGCAUGGAGAAGGCUCCUCUGGAAAUUAAUUUCAUUCCAUAGUUGAAAUCCCACCCUACCAUUCACUCUUGGGAAUGCCAUGUUUUGGCUUCCAUUUUUUAGGAAAGAGGAUUUUCUGCCAUUGUGUCAACUCUUUCCUCACCUGCCAUAAAACUGUUAACGUCACACAACUUGGUAAUUGUCAUACCUAGUCAGAAACCAAUGGACAACCUGUGAAAUUGGGUCUCAAUAUAGGGGUUCUUGGAAAAUUGCUACAAGUGGUCUUCUGCCAGAGCUUCACUGAGUCCCUCCUGCAGGGCACUGAAAGUUGCUUAGCCUCUAGAGCCAAGGGGCUACCUCAUGUUUCAGUUUGUAAAAUCACGUCCCCUAUUUCCCAUUAUUCUCUUCUCUGUGUUUAGAUCUUUCAGCCAUCUCCAUGGUCUAGUACUUUCAGAGCUAGAGAAGCUUCCAGGAAAAUAUGCUUUUUCAUACUUAGCAAAAUCUAUUGUAAUUAACACUUUUCAAAAUAUUGUGUAUUGUUUCAUUAAACUUAACAUUAAAUGUUUGCUUUUCCAAAUUUUGUUCUGUUCUAUUUUUGCACAGUUGUAGCACUGUAUAUUUUAUCUAACAUUUCUGUGCCAAAAAGUUCAUUUUAUGUUUCCAUAGCAUAUGAUCUUGGUUAUAUUUCUAAAACAAAACAGCAAUUAAUGUAUCAAUAGGAAUGAGUAGAGUGUAGAACUGAGGUGAUUUUUUUUUGAGGAGGAAAGGAGAGAUGGGCUAAUAAAUUAUAUCUUUCCUAAUCUUAUUUAAAUACAUGUGAUUGUAAUGUGUAAACUGCUUUGGUGGUAGUUAUUGCCCGCUUACCCCACAAUAAUUGCUCUAUUAUAGACAAAUAUAAGUCUCUGACAUCUCUAAAUUCUGACAUGUAGGCUUAUUUUGGGACAAUGCCAAAAAUGGAAGUUCUUGGGUUUCACCCCUCAAUAACCAAUAGGAACAACUUCCUAGCCAAUAAAAUCACUUUUUUUAGCCAUUUUUAAAAAGCAACAAUCCAGGACAGUUAACAAAUGAACACAGUUGUUUUCUGAAAAGGUCUGAUUACUCGUUGUUCUGAGGUCCUAUGCUUAGACCUUUCAACUGAUUCAGAUACUAGAAUUUUAAUAUUAAUUCAUCAUGUUUGGAAAACCACUGUCUUGGCCACAUCCAACCACCUUACGGCAUGUUUUCUUUGAUUUUCUUUAGUCUUGCUUCCUGUCUGCAUGAACAGAAUGGAAUGCACCAUUGCUCCAAGAUCCCCUUUGAAAAGUUAUAUUCUUUGUGGGGUGGAAGUAAGAGGGGCAGAAUUUAGGAACACGGAGCUCUCAGGAGACUCAGGAUGACAUAGGGUCAAAAAUGGCAUCUCCUAGAGGGUCAGUCAGAGUUGCUGACAGCUAAAGAAAAGUGAAAACUCUAACAUACAUUUCUACAAUGCAAAAAUGCCUAGUGAGUAUUCUCAUUAGCUAGAAUUCUUGGAAAGAAUUUAUUUACCUAGGUAUCAAUAGAGUAGCCAUUGCUAGAAUUAUCCCUUGAAGAGUAAAUAUAGCCUCACUCCUCAGGCAGACACAUUGAAGAGGGCACUCUAAAAGAAUCAGUUUGAAAAGGAUAAAUCCCAAGGAGAGUUGAUUAGUGAAUGGAAUACGAGAGAAUUUUCUUUGGUCUGGACCCAAACCUGUAGGCAACUGGCCAAACCAGGGUUAUCUGUUGAUUGUGCUCUUGUUAGCUGAAUGUAAAUUGUAAGAAAGAUCAUUUUCAUUCUAAAGUAGUAUGUAUGUAUAUAAGGCAUACAGAUAUGCAUUUAUGUACUGGAAUGUGUAUUAUUAUUUUAACACCUCUUCUGUUACAGUUUACAUAAUAGAAUUUUUAAACAAAUGUAUUUAAUUUUCUAAAAAAAAACUUGUAUUAAAUAUUUCUUUGGAAAUAAGCUGUGGUAAUUUUGUUAUAAUCCAGUUGAAAAUAUGCCUCUUUAUGAUAAUAAAAUUAAAAUAGUGACAUUUUUUAAAUUAGAAGAAACUAUGUUUACAGCCUAUGAAUAAUUCUUGAUUCUGCUAAAAUUGUCUAUUUUUUGUUCUCUUUUUAAAUGGCCAUUGUUAACAUCUACUGGUCUGCUGCUUAAUUUCCCAUAUGUUAUAUUAGACACCUGGUUUUUGAUUAAGGAUAGUGUCCUCAUUAAUUUUAUUUGAUGUGAACUGCAGUAGAACUCUGUUAUUGCAACAGGUAUGUCAUUGUACAGAUUGUUUAAUGCAAAUUCGGGUCUCCUAGUCAUAAUUCCAUAUAGUAAAUGGUUGCUAUGUAGCACUUUAACGAAAUGUAGAGGUUAGUCCUGCAUUAUCAAAGAUGUGCCAUUGCAUUGAUUCUAUGAGAGAUGUUUGUAGAAAUUAGCUAAUUCAGAUAGAUGAAUGUUCAUAAGAUAAUAGAUUUAGAGAUAGAAGGAACCUUAAAAGUCAUCAGAUCCAACCCCUUCAUUUUACAGAUGAGGAAACUGAGGCCCAGAGGGCUUAAAUGAAAUCUUUGUCCAGUAUCAUAUGACCAGUGACAAAGGCAGUUCUUCUAUCCGUUAUAUCACAUUGCUCCAUUAUGAUAAAGCCUUAGAAAGUGAAGUGUUGGUCAAAUAUGUUUUUUCCAAAAAUUAAAAAACAAAGCCUUCCAGUUGUUUCUGCCAAAAGUUCUUGACAUCACUUGGGAAUACACUUCUGUGUAAUGACUCUACAAAUACCUUCCCAGCAAAAGUCUAUUAAAAGCAGAAUGAAAUCCUGGUACUCAAAAAGAAGGGGUUGGGAAAGAAGCUUAAUUAAAACAUUAUUAUAAAUGAGGAUAGUGCAGACAUUAAACGCAAGCUACUUCUAUGCGUAACAAAAUAUGCCAAAGAGCAUGUCAGCUAGCUUUUCUCUGUUCUCUAUGGUGAUGGUUGAAACUGAGCCUCAGAGAAUUUUAAAGAUUCAGUUUAGCUCUUUGAAUUUAAAAGUCUUUUCCUUCAUUGUUAUGCUAUCAGGGGUUGGGAGGACAACUAAAAGAGUAGUUGGCUUUGAAGUAGAGUUACUGCUGUCAUCAAGAAGCACUUGUCAAACUUGGUGACCUUGACAAUGGGCCAGAGAGUUGUCUUUGCUAAUUAUAUUACUAUUGAAACCCAAACACUUCCAACUUCCUAUUUACUACAUCUAGUAUACAUUCAGCUUGAUUUUUAAGGCCCUCCAUAAUCUGACUUCACUUAUCUGAUAUCCAGUCUUCUAUUUCCUAUUGCCCUCUAACCUGUCCAGAUCUCACCGUCCCACAAUCUCAUUUCAUUGUCCUUGUGCCUUCACUUCCAUGGACUCUUUCACCUGGAAUGCCUUUUCCUCUCUUCCUGAUCAAAUACACGAAGCUGUCCAUCACAAUUCCCGCUCUCACCGAUCACUCACUUUCCACCAAACUCUUAGAUCAUUUAUAUUGGCUGUGCUAUCCACUUGAAUGUCUUAAUUGUAUUCUAUCUUUUUUUCUAAUAGGCUAAUAUUUUCUUCAUGUGUGUUCAUCUUAUGCUUAACUAAUCUGUAAGCUCUAUGAAGAUAGGGACUAUGUUUGGUAUCAUCUGUAUUAUUUGCUUAUCAUAAUAAAUCUGUAAUAAUGAGAAACUGAGGCACAAAAA